AAGCUUCUCAACCAGCACCCACCGCCAUGUCUCUACCUCGGAAACGCAAAUACCAUACUACUCGUUCUGAAAAGUACCAAAGGGAUACUUCUGACAAUCAUGAUACGAGUGCCUCACUGUAUAUUCAAGCAUACGAGGCGGACAUCGUGAAAGGAGCUGCUGCUACUCAAGCGCAAUCCCUGGAAUUCCGUGGCGCACCUGGUUCUAGUCUAAUCCAGUGGCUGCCGUACGGCGCGACUGCAGAAGAAGAAGAAAACAGAGGGGCCGUAUGGGUUGACAGGUACGCAUGGUUCUUGAAUGACCUGCCAAUAAUAUGCAACCUAUUUCGUGAGAUGUCGCUCUGAGACUUGAGCAUGUCACGCCAAUUGAGUAUUGAACCAAUAUACGAUGCCCGUCUACUACUUCAUGAAGCGCCGUCGAUUGAGCAUAGUACAUCCUCAGUCGAUAGACUGUCGCCUACAGGAUGGUCGGACCUUCCUUCCGAUGCGGAGGAUACGUUUUUCUUCUCACCAGAGGAAGCAGAGGAUUAUCAUCGAGAGAAGCGUCGUCGACUGAUCGAGAGGUCUCGAGAAGAUCGGCUGAGAGCUAUCCGAGCUGAACAUGAAGAGGAAGAAUCCGAAGCGCAGGAGAAAGAUCUUUGGGGUGAUAGUGACGAAGAGCCUGAUGAAACCCAGAAAGAGCUCAUGCGCAGAACUGCGUCACAUGUUCUCUCGUCACCCAACCCUGCCCAACUUGAAAUGCGAAUUCUGGCCAACCAUGGUGCGGAUAUUCGGUUUGCAUUCUUGCGAGGUCGAUGGUCUCGAUCAUGGAACGCAACCAAGGCAAAGGUGAGAUUGGCUCUGAACAAGGAUAUAGUCCAGCCGAUGAGUGGCGCUUUGGGCGGGUUAUCUGGUUACGGUGGGAGCGACGAAGACUCAGGAGAUGAAGCAGAGACUAGUGCGGCAAUUCCUGAAGCUGUGGUUGCGGUUGAUGGUCAGAUGGAUGCACCGAACGACGAUCAGGCCGACGAUGCAGCCGUAAAGGAAGCGAGAAGAGCCAAGGCUAAGGAAUGGUCUCUGAAACGGAGAGCUCUGAAGGAAGGCAAGGAAGAACCGGAGAAGUCAUAACGAACAAGUAUACCUUGUCUCCGUCGGAUCGGCCCCAACCUCGAGUUUGCUACACUUACAUUUCGAGCUCUAUCUACUAGCACUUGUCAUAAAUUAUACACAUUUCGACAGUCUCGUAUCCAGUAAACCUACUACUUCUCGCCUAUUUUCUACUUCUUCCUUCUUUUCUUUCACUUACUACGCAUGUUUAAGAUGCAGUUUCCUUUUAUAUCAUCACGCACACUUCCAGUU
Messenger RNA from Somion occarium, 1337 nucleotides. Lineage: Eukaryota; Fungi; Basidiomycota; Agaricomycetes; Polyporales; Cerrenaceae. The record is from the annotation of a GenBank genome assembly.